AUGGCAGAACAUCAAGGUCCCUUGGAUGCUAUUCCAAAGACGAAUUACCAAUCACUAUUGACAAUAGCGAACUACUAUUCCACAAAACAAAUGAUCGAACAAGUUCUAUCAGAAGAUCAGGAUUAUGUGUCAUGGAAGUUGAAAGAAAACAGAACUGGUGGAACGAUGAAUGCAUUUCUAAAUUUUGAUAAUUAUAAUUUUGGCCCAGGUCCUGAACCUGAGCAAGUACCUGACAAUAAACUAAAUAGAGUUCCAGCAGAUUUGACAUUUGUAGAGGAUGAAUAUGAUGAAAUCAGAGACGAAGAAAUAAAAUCAAUAGAGAAAGGGAAUGAUAAUCCUGAGCAACUGAGUAAUGAUGAGCAAUUCAAAUUGUUAGUUUUAAAUUUAGAUGAGGAUCAAAGUAAUCGAUUCGAAGUAUUUCAUAGAACAUCAUUGAAUAAAGGUCAAGUUAAGAAACUAGCGACAACCGUCUGUAAUCAAACAAUUGGUGAAAAUCUACGUGUUUUUCUACAAGCUAUUGGCAAAGUGUUUGCAGGUGAAAUUAUUGAAUUAGCAUUAGAAGCAAGAAGAAAAUGGUUUAUAGGUAAGAUGGUGUGUGAAUUUGAUAGAAGAAAAGAAAUUGGUCAAAGAUUGAAAAAAUAUUUGAAAAAAUUAACAAUACUUGUCGAGAAGAAUAAUUCAAAUACAAAUGAUAAUAAUAAUAACCUAGAAUUCAAUGUAAAUGAAUUAUUUGAAAAUGAUAGUGUCGAAGAGAAUGAAAGCGAUUCAUAUUAUGAUGACGAAGAAGCUGAAAUGAAAGAGGUACAAAUGGGGAAUAAACUAUUAAAGAGUGAAAAGAAUACACAGGAAAUUAGAAGUGGUUUGAUAACGCGAUACAAUAAACUUGUUAAAGCAUUCAAUUCUUUAGAUAUAAGUUUCGAAAAAUAUCAAAAUAGUCCUUUACUUCCUGAACACGUAAGGCAAGCAUCGCGAUUAUACCAUCUGCAAAAGGAAGGCGUUAUAACCAAUGCAUGGAGAGGUCAAGGGGAAGCUAGUGGCACAAUGUUCAGAUAG
This is a messenger RNA of Maudiozyma barnettii, 1053 nucleotides long. It is a transcript of the gene TAF11, whose product is annotated as TATA-binding protein-associated factor TAF11. Gene Ontology annotation, molecular function: transcription coactivator activity; protein heterodimerization activity. Gene Ontology annotation, cellular component: nucleus; transcription factor TFIID complex. The record is from RefSeq and is a predicted model, not a curated record. The coding region runs from base 1 to 1053 and encodes 350 amino acids. Lineage: Eukaryota; Fungi; Ascomycota; Saccharomycetes; Saccharomycetales; Saccharomycetaceae. The transcript has a single exon. Gene Ontology annotation, biological process: RNA polymerase II preinitiation complex assembly; transcription initiation at RNA polymerase II promoter.